CGCCAUCAGCAGAGGCCUUCAUCCACUGUGAUCAGGCUGGCCGUGUUGGCUUGGUGUCCCGCUCGGUGCCGCUGCCGUUGAUGCAUUUUUUUCGUCGGUUGGCAACUUUUUGCGAUUUGCGGGCAACGGCCUUUCCGACGACAUUUCCACGCUGCAGCCAGCCCUCCCGUAGCCUGAUCACGCCCAAACCCGGGCAUGAGAUAGUUCCAAGUCGUGCGGUUUCUCUGACGUUGUUUUGGUCUCAUCAAAUGCCCGUUUCGUCGAGAUAUCCGCCCCCAUAUCCCCUCGAUAGGCGUGGCUGCUGUGACAGUGACCAUGACUAUGAUGACCGACCACGGCACCGCGUCUGAUUCUGCGCGAGUUGAUUCAACAAGGAACGACACCACCACCACGGCCACCACCACCACCCCCGCCAUUGUUAACGGCAACGGCAACGACAAGGACAACGACAGCACCAGUCAUCACGGCGAUGAUAACAAUAACAUCAAUACAGACAACAAGAGCAACACCAACCAUGUCCCCGCCAUCGAUACCUCUACCACCAACACCAACAACGAUGGCUUCCUCGACCGCGACCAGUCGCCCUUGUCGUCCAUCUCGUCCCCGCUGAGCGAACCCGAUAACUUUGAGUUUGAUACCGAACCGAUUCCAUCGAUCCCAUCACCAAAGUCUACGACAAGCGAUAAUGCCCGUGACGGAGAGACCCCCGAACUCGACCAAGAUGGACAACCACCCGCCAAGCGACGCCGAGUGCGCGAAACAACACCUCACAAUCACUCGCGCAAACCGAAACCAGAGUCACCACCAUGGAAGAAGUUCGAAGCCGAGGGUCCGACCACCAUCAUCACCGAAGACGGUCGUCGCAAGUCUGGUCGCGUCAAUCCCGUCUUGCUAGGCAUGAAACCCAGCGACAAAAAGGUUACGCGAAAAGCUAUACAAACAAGUCCUGUCAGCAAUAAAAGCAGCGCCAGUUUGUCCAGGAAGCCAGCGCCAGCAAGCAGCAGCAGCAAACAUGCCCCUUCAAAGAUGCCGCCCCCGCCGCCGAAAGCUCCCGCGCGCAAGUCCGCCACGACUCAUGAUACUAGACCCUCCGCGUCCCGACCCCGUCGACGAUCUACAUCUCCCCGACGUCCUGCUACACCACCGAAACCUGCCGCGAUCGGUACGCGUCGUUCAACGCGCCAGGCCCUAGCCCAUUCUCGAGCAUCCUACGAUGAUGGCCAACUCUCUCCCGGUGCCUCGCGCGCCACUCCCCGUAUCAAGCUCAAAGUUCGACCGCCAUUGACCGUAAUACCCCUCGUUCAUCCAAACCAAGCCAAUGUCCGCCCGAAGCUUGGUCCUACCUUUGAGGAAUACUUUGCGCGCGCCCAAGAAAUACCAGUGGAGGAGGGUGGCCAACAGAUCGCCGAUGAAGGGCCCGAAUACACAGACGAGAUGGCCCUCCAAGACGCCAAGGUCAUUCUACGGGUCGAAAAAGAGGUUGAGCCAGGGGGCUUACUCGCCCCCGACAGGUGUUCGGCGUUUGUGCCUGAGGCCGAGGAAGAGCCGCCACGACAGUGGGCUCAUCUCGACCACCUUACAAAGGCCAUGACCAACUUCCGCAAGUUGAUGUAUAGAGAGCAGCAGUUGCAUAUGCAGUCAGCCAAGCGCAUCGCCAUCGCAUGUGAAGCCGAGUGGAGACGCCGUAACCCGCAGCCUAAAACCGCCGAAGAACUCGAGCUCGAGGAGAUCGAAGCGUCCAAGGCCAAAUGGCGCCAGGUCAUCAAGGCCUUUGCUGGGACAUGGGAAAAUGUUAGGGUCGAGGUCAACAGGCGCCGCUUGGUGGAAUGGGAAGCGGAGGAACAGCGCCGUGUCAAGGCUGCGCUGAACCAAGCUGUCAACCUGUCCGAACAAAAGCUACAGCAACGACAAGCGCAAGUUGACGGGGACGAGAUCACAGACGAGGAUGAGGAUGAGGACGACGAGGACCUGGAAAGUGGCAUGCCGUCAGUGAUGGGCGACGACGAGGAAAGUGACGAGCACUCCGACGAAGGAUCCGACGAGAUGUCCGGCGAAGAUGACGAGAACGAAGAUGAGGAUAACAUGUCCUCCUCCGAGGACGACGACGAUAAGAAAUCGGCCGCCUCCGACGAGGGCUUGACUCAAGAAGAAUUACGCGCUAAAUACGCCAACCUGCCUACCUUGGAUAAGACAGAUGAAAAUAAAGAUACAACAAAGGACGUGGAGAUGGCUGAUGCUUCGGCUGCUGUGGAUGGCAGCGGUGCGAAUGACGACGAUACAAGUGAUGAGUCAGUAGACAUGGACGACGACCUUGGAUCUAGCGAGGAGGAGUCAGAUGAAGACGACGAAGACGAGGAUGACGAGGAAGAGGAAGAGUCCGACGAUGAGCCUGCUGGCUUGCUAGGAUUAUUCUUUGGAAAGUCGGAGCUAAAGAAGUUGAAGGAGGAGGCUGAAAUUGAGGAGCCGUCGGCUGAAACGGCUGGGGACGUGGAAAUGGCCGAUGGUCCUGCUGUUGUUGAGCCUGAGCCCCAAGUUAAUGGCCAUGCGGAGGAGGCGCCGAAAACUAAUGGUUUCCAUACUAAUAAGCAGCGGUCGAUAUCUCAACCUGAGGGUGCAGAGGAGGAAGUAUCGUUGCUGGAGGUACCCAACAGUACAGCAGCACAAAGUUCUCAGAACACAACAGACCCGGGGAGUGGACUGGCAAAGAAGAAUCCCCUCGUCAGUGGCGGUCCAUUGGAGCAUCAUAAUGAGACUGUGCAGCCCGAGGACCAGGCACUCCGAGCGAAAGAGUCGGUUGAAGCUGGGGGCGACCUGCCGAUGGUUGAUGCUCCACCAACAGACGACCUGCAAAGGGAUACAGCCGCGGCGCCGUCAAUAGAGGCACCCCCUAACCCCCGACAUGAUAGUCAGGAAACGGUGGCGGCUACUGACAUGCAAAGCCAGUCACAAACGCAGUCACCAAAAACAACUGAUACCAAACCGACCGAUGUCGAUACUCCCCACUCAGAGCUGGCCGUCAGUGUGCAAAAGCCCGACAGCAGACAAUCCUCACCUCAGCCAACAACCCCAACAGUCAAGACCGAAAUUCCGUUUCUCCUACGUGGAACACUGCGUGAGUAUCAGCAUCAUGGUCUGGACUGGCUUGCCGGGCUUUAUGCCAAUAACACCAAUGGUAUCCUGGCCGACGAGAUGGGUCUAGGAAAGACCAUCCAGACCAUUGCUCUGCUGGCGCAUCUCGCCUGUCAUCAUGAAGUUUGGGGUCCCCAUCUGGUCAUUGUUCCUACGAGUGUCAUGCUCAACUGGGAAAUGGAGUUCAAGAAGUGGUGUCCGGGAUUCAAGAUUCUCACCUACUACGGCAACCAGGAAGAACGCAAGAGAAAGCGCCAGGGAUGGAACAACGACGAUGUCUGGAACGUCUGCAUCACCUCAUAUCAAAUGGUCCUUCAGGACCAACAGGUGUUCAGGCGCCGACGCUGGCAUUACAUGAUUCUCGACGAGGCCCACAACAUCAAAAACUUCAAGUCGCAGCGCUGGCAAACAUUGCUCGGCUUCAACACGCAGGCUCGGUUGCUACUAACAGGUACACCGCUGCAAAACAAUCUUACCGAGCUGUGGUCGCUCCUCUACUUCUUGGCGCCACCAGAGAACGGUGAAGGUGGGUUCGUUGACCUCACCGAAUUCCAUAACUGGUUCGCUAGGCCCGAAUCUCAGAUCUUGGAAAGCGGUCGUGAACAGCUGGAUGAUGAGGCACGUGCCAUCAUUGCCAAGCUGCACAAGGUCCUUCGACCCUACCUUCUCCGUCGUCUCAAGGCGGAUGUCGAGAAACAGAUGCCGGCGAAGUAUGAACACGUCGAGUUCUGUCGCCUUUCCAAACGUCAGCGAGAGCUGUACGACGGGUUCCUCUCCCGCGCCGAUACCCGCGAGACACUGCAAUCUGGCAACUACAUGUCUAUCAUUAACUGUUUGAUGCAGCUCCGAAAGGUCUGCAACCACCCCGAUCUCUUCGUGGACCGGCCCAUCAUGACUUCGUUCCGCAUGUCGCGGUCAGUACCGGCCGACUACGAGUGGAAUGAGAAGUUCAUUCGGGACAAGCUGUUGGUUACGAAGCCCAUGACCACUGUCAACUUGAGCCUCCUCAACAUGAUCCCAACCGAAUACGAGGACCUGUCCAAGACGCACACCGACCGUAUCGCCCAGCUCAGCUCCCAUCGCAUUUUACUCGACCUGAGGGAGGCACAGAAGGUUCGGGCCAACAAUGCUUACACAGCGCUGGAUCCUGCUUCGGUCAAGUCCAACCUCGUGUAUCUUGAAAGUGCCGCCAGAUGGGGUCGGUUCGAAGAGCUUCAGCACUGCGUCUACAUCAACGCCCUCCGUCGCCAACAACGACCCAUUUACGGCAAGCGCCUGACCGAGUUCCUCACCCUCGACACUCACCUCCGGCCCUACAAACCCCGACCCAGAGUCCCAGCUAAGAUCAUGUCCUGGUUCGAAGAGGAUUCCUUCCUGCUACACAACGCCAUCCCCACGCUGCAACAACGCGCCGAAACCAUGGAAAUGACCAUCACCAAAUUCGCAUGUGUCACUCCCGCGGUCGUCACCGGUCCCGAAAUGAACCGAUUCCUCCUUGGCGAGCGCGGCAUCCAACUGUUCGAGGACCUCGACCUCAAGCUCUCCGCCCCCGUCAAAUACGCUCCCUACAUGCCACCCCAACCUCCACCGGACCCCUGGCACGAGGCCCGCAUGCGCCUGACCAUCCAAUUCCCCGACAAGCGUCUCCUCCAAUACGACUGCGGCAAGCUCCAAGCGCUCGACAAGCUUCUCCGCAAACUCCAAGCCGGCGGCCACCGCGCCCUGAUCUUCACGCAAAUGACCAAAGUCCUCGACAUCCUCGAACAAUUCCUCAACAUCCACGGACACAAGUACCUCCGUCUCGAUGGCGCCACCAAAGUCGAACAGCGCCAGAUCCUCACCGACAGAUUCAACCACGACCCGCGCAUCCUCUGCUUCAUCCUGUCCACCCGCUCCGGCGGCCUCGGCAUCAACCUCACGGGCGCCGACACGGUCAUCUUCUACGACCAGGACUGGAACCCAGCAAUGGACAAACAAUGCCAAGACCGCUGCCAUCGUAUUGGCCAGACAAGAGACGUGCAUAUCUAUAGGUUGGUGUCGGAACACACGAUUGAAGCCAACAUCCUGCGCAAAGCUAGUCAGAAACAGAUGUUGGAUGACGUGGUUAUUCAAGAAGGAGCGUUUACCACUGAUUACUUCAAUCGGUUGUCCGUCCGAGACGUGUUGGGCUCAAAUGGAGAGGUGAUCGCCAGCAAUGAAGACGACGUGGCCGCCAAUCUCGCCAUGGAUCGCGUGCUAGGCGGGCCAUCAACCGCGGCAGCAGCCGACGAUGGCACUGCCGAAGGCGGCGCAACCCAACCCCCCGUUCGGAACGUGGGCAGGGUGCUAGAAAUGGCAGAAGACCGGGAAGAUGUCGACGCCGCCAAAGCAGCGGAAAAAGAAAUCAUGCAGGACGAAGCGGACUUUGGUGAUGCGGGAAGUACACGGCCGGGAACGCCGGGUGAUGCGCUGGCGGAUCUUGAUGGCCAACUUGUUGGACUUGGAGGGGAAGAAGAUAAGCAGGCGGUGGAGGAGGAGGAACAGGUGGUGGAGUAUAACGCCUGGGGAGAGAGGAUCCAUACUAUUGAUGAGUAUAUGCUGGGGUUCAUGGCGAAGGCGCUGGAGGGUACGCCGUUGGAGUUGCCGAGGGAUCGCAAGAAGGGGAGGGAUAGGAAUAGGAAUCGGAAGGGGAAGGAUACGAGGAAGCGAUAGAGGUGGUUGAGGUGAUGGGGGGUGAGUAAGGAAGUGGUGUAUGAUAGAAGGAGGGGAAGGUGUUAUGGAUUGAGGCGAGGUGAAGAUGAAUAAAGUGCAUAGUUCUU
Neurospora tetraspora is the source of this 5927-nucleotide messenger RNA. Its product is annotated as helicase swr-1. Bases 316 to 5820 code for a protein of 1834 amino acids. Lineage: Eukaryota; Fungi; Ascomycota; Sordariomycetes; Sordariales; Sordariaceae. Gene Ontology annotation, cellular component: Swr1 complex. Gene Ontology annotation, molecular function: ATP binding; ATP hydrolysis activity; ATP-dependent chromatin remodeler activity. The transcript has a single exon. The record is from RefSeq and is a predicted model, not a curated record. Gene Ontology annotation, biological process: chromatin remodeling.